AUGUCUCUGCGUAACUACAGCAAAACCAACUCCACCCCACGUCGUCCUUUCGAGAAGGAGCGUCUGGACAACGAGCUCAAGAUCGUUGGAGAGUACGGACUGAAGAACAAGAGUGAGGUGUGGAGAGUCCAACUCGCCCUCGCCAAGAUCCGUAAGUCAGCAAGAGAGCUCCUCGUGCUUGACGAGAAGGACCCAAAGCGUAUGUUUGAUGGCUCCGCUCUCCUCCGUCGUCUCCACAGACUCGGUGUCAUGGAUGAGUCCAAGAACAAGCUCGAUUACGUCCUCAACCUCAAGACCCAGGACUUCAUGGAGCGUCGUCUUCAGACUAUGGUCUUCAAGCUCGGUUUGGCCAAGUCCAUCCAUCACGCUCGUGUCCUCAUCAAGGGUAGACACAUCUGCGUUGGAAAGCAAUUGGUCGACGUUGCCUCAUUCUUGGUCCGUGUCGACUCUCAGAAGCACAUCAGAAUGAACCCCAACUCACCAUACGCUGGUGGAAAGCCAGGUCGUCGUGCCAAGAAGGUCGCCAGAUCCAAGAACGCCCCAGCUGAGGAGGAGGAGAACUAA
Molecule: messenger RNA, 564 nt
Organism: Acytostelium subglobosum LB1
Lineage: Eukaryota; Evosea; Eumycetozoa; Acytosteliales; Acytosteliaceae
Exons: 3
Coding region: 1-564 (187 amino acids)
Biological process (GO): translation; positive regulation of translational fidelity
Cellular component (GO): cytosolic small ribosomal subunit
Molecular function (GO): structural constituent of ribosome; rRNA binding
Source: RefSeq, a predicted model, not a curated record